UCCUUACAGUUUUUCCAAAGUGCUGACAUGACGAAUAUUAGCAUAUUUCCUAUUGCCCAUCACAAUGUUAUUAAUUCCAAAUGUAAAGCAGUUUCUCGCUUAUUUAAGUUUCGCGUUAUAAUGAGUUGAAUCUUUUCAAGGUUAUCCUUCCAGGACCCAGACACAAUCAUUGAACUGUGAUGUGAUAGUCCAUAAUCCAUCUACCAUACAUAUAUUAUUCAUGCUUAUGUCAUGGACUUCCUCGCUACUAUGCUCCGGGAAUGAACAUCUCAUUUGCGUUAAACCAGGUUUGACAUUCAAUUUCUGCAUAUCGGACUAACUACAAUAGAUCUCUGUAAUCCCUCUAAAAAUUUAUCAUUUCGAACUUUUCAAAUAUACCGUAUAUAUUCUGCAACAAAAUUCUAAUUAAAAAUUCACAUAGUUUUCUAUAAAUACAAAGGGGACACCGAACGAAAAGCCAAAAAAAGAUUGAAAAUAUCAUAUACAAUCAAUUUUCUUUUUGUAAAGUUAUAUCCCCUGACAUUAACAAUGUCCCAAACAACAACAACCACGACCCUUCUCCUCCUAUCUACAUUGCUAAUUGCAGCGAUAGUAGUUAAUGGGCAAGGAGCGAAGGCCCCUCCUCCAAACGCAGGUAUGGUUUGUGACGCUAACUUAGGUCUAUGUGCAGCGGCACUUAAAGUAGGAGCAAAAUCAUCAGAAGAAUGCUGCACAAGCCUAGACAAGGCAGUGAAGACGCAGUUGAAGUGCCUCUGCGCCAUCCUCACAAACCCGCAGGUAUUGGCCGGCUUCAAUCUCACCGUGGAAAAUGCUCUUCUCAUUCCUAAGAGUUGUGGCAUCGAUGCUGGACCUUCUAUGUGUUCUGCCGCUAAAGCUCCGUUGCCGCAUGGGGUUCCACCGGUGCCAGGACCGCCUAAAGGUGAGACGGAUGCUGCAAGCAAUCUCGCGGGAACUGGAUUGGUCGGGAUCACCUUAAUAACGAUCUCUAUGAUGUUUUAUUGAUAAUGAUAUUUUUUAUCUGAUUAUUUUAUAUCCAUGUAAGAAGUUGUUUGGUUCUACAAUGAAACUUCUACUUGAUGCCCCUUGUAUGUAAUCUUCUUAUAUUUUUUUCUCAAUCGGAUUUUGAAAUUGUGUGCCGGGAUUCGAUAUUGUCGCUGUUGUCAAACCUUUGAUGUAUUUUGUUUCCAAUUCAUAAUUUUAAAAUAUAUUUACUAGCCUACAUUUUCAUUUUACUGUUAACCUUGAUCGAAUAAAUUAAAUA
This is a messenger RNA of Brassica napus (rape), 1261 nucleotides long. Its product is annotated as non-specific lipid transfer protein GPI-anchored 24-like. The transcript is spliced from 3 exons. NCBI's taxonomy places the organism in Eukaryota, Viridiplantae, Streptophyta, Magnoliopsida, Brassicales, Brassicaceae. The record is from RefSeq and is a predicted model, not a curated record. Bases 529 to 1002 code for a protein of 157 amino acids.